Molecule: messenger RNA, 579 nt
Organism: Helobdella robusta
Lineage: Eukaryota; Metazoa; Annelida; Clitellata; Rhynchobdellida; Glossiphoniidae
Exons: 3
Coding region: 1-579 (192 amino acids)
Source: RefSeq, a predicted model, not a curated record
AUGGUUGAAAAGCUGAUAGGGGACAUUAUGUUGAUGUACAUGGAUGUCAGUCACAGAUCAGAUCAGUUGAAAAAGCGCUCCACAAUAAAUUUUGAAAACAGAUGGGUCUUGAGAUCCGCUCUAAACUUCGCAAGUGAUGGAGAAGUAGUUAGAGAAGUAGGUAGAGAGUUCCAGAGAAAAGGACCAGAAAAAGCAAAAGCAGAUUUGGCAAAAGAGUGUUUAAUACGAGUUAAGAAAAAGCGAGAACAAGAAGACGAUCGUAAACUGGGACGUUUAGGAUUAAGUUUAAGACACAUACCGUCAGACCAAGCGAUAAUUGAAGAAAGACAUAGAGAUAGAUUAGGUUGUAAGUGUGAUGUGGAUAUCAAGGGAAGGAUAUAUAUGGCGAAAAAUGCAUAUUCUAAAAUGAAAAACAUCCUCACUAACAGUAAAAUCAGAAUAUCAACAAAAUUAGAACUGUUAGUGUUACAUUUUUCCUGUGCUCAUACGGCUCUAAGUCCUGGACAAUUAAAAAAUAUGAAAAAAAAUAUUAAUGCUGCUGAGAUGUGGUUUUUGAAAAAAAUUAUAAAAAUUAGUUAG